This is a messenger RNA of Boleophthalmus pectinirostris (great blue-spotted mudskipper), 464 nucleotides long. RefSeq names its product transmembrane protein 258 (gene tmem258). Gene Ontology annotation, biological process: protein N-linked glycosylation. The transcript has 4 exons. Gene Ontology annotation, cellular component: membrane-bounded organelle. Lineage: Eukaryota; Metazoa; Chordata; Actinopteri; Gobiiformes; Gobiidae. The coding region runs from base 74 to 313 and encodes 79 amino acids. The record is from RefSeq and is a predicted model, not a curated record.
CUGCGGAACCCGGAAGUGUUAGUCAGUACGUGGCCUUUUCAGCUUCGCCUUUACGAACCGAACCCGCCGCAAAAUGGAGCUCGAGGCCAUGACCCGUUACACGAGCCCGGUGAACCCGGCCGUGUUCCCACAUCUCACCGUGGUCCUGCUCGCCAUCGGCAUGUUCUUCACCGCGUGGUUCUUCGUUUAUGAAGUGACGUCCACGAAGUACACGAGGGACGUGUACAAGGAGCUGCUCAUCUCUCUGGUGGCGUCGCUCUUCAUGGGCUUCGGCGUUUUGUUUCUGCUUCUCUGGGUCGGCAUCUACGUAUGAAGUUUUAUUUUUCCUGAAGACAACAUUCCAGCGGUGAGAACGUCACAGAACGUCACAGAACAUGGAUCUAUUGAAGCGACGGCACUGACUCUGUUUUGGGAUCAUACGGACUGAUUUUUUUUCCUAAGGAAAUUAAAAAAUUUGUAAUAAA